This is a messenger RNA of Portunus trituberculatus (swimming crab), 3779 nucleotides long. RefSeq names its product H/ACA ribonucleoprotein complex non-core subunit NAF1-like. Gene Ontology annotation, cellular component: sno(s)RNA-containing ribonucleoprotein complex. The record is from RefSeq and is a predicted model, not a curated record. The transcript has 7 exons. Bases 97 to 2469 code for a protein of 790 amino acids. Lineage: Eukaryota; Metazoa; Arthropoda; Malacostraca; Decapoda; Portunidae. Gene Ontology annotation, molecular function: RNA binding. Gene Ontology annotation, biological process: pseudouridine synthesis; box H/ACA snoRNP assembly; ribosome biogenesis.
UCUCUGGAACACGAGGCGGAGUUAAGGAGGCUGUCCGUGGGUGAGUGUGAGCGAGUGGUGGCCGCGGGAUGUUUACGUGGUGAGGGCUGCACGUGUAUGACUGAAGGAAGCACCAAGGCUCGUCAAAACAUAAACAAGAUGGAAAUGAGUUCUGAACAGAAGAGUGUGUUAAUGGAGCCUUCAACAACACCACCACCACCACCACCACCACCACCACAACAACAACAACAACAACAACAACAACAACAACAACAACAACAACAACAACAAAACUUGCCAGGCACAUUACAACUCUCCACUUCACUCACUCCUGACUGCUCCUCCCACCCACAUCCUACAUGUCCCGACAGUGUCACAUCCAUGGAUGUAGAUGGCCAGGAACCAGAGUCACUUCCCACAGCUGUCCUCAUGCCCACACUUGGUGAUACUCCCUCAGGUGAUGGCGAUGGCAUAUCAACAGAAGACCACCUGCACCACAAACCACCUAGUCCCAGUACUGUAGCUGUUACUGACCAGACAGAUACUCCUAAACAUGCUGACAAAGUUCAGUAUUCCACUAGUAAUGGUCAUAUCCCAGGAAUAUCUAAUUUGCCUGCACUAGGGAGCACCCCCACCUCAGACCACUCACCCACCACUGUCAAUAAUGCCUCCACAAUUGACACCUCGCCAUCAACUAAAGACACGCUCCCAGAAAAUACUCAUACUCCCAACCAAACAAACAAGACUACUGAGAGGAAGGCAACUGAGAAAGUGAACCACACUGCUGCCAGCUCCAUGCAUCUUCUGCUUGCAUAUGGCAGCUCUGAUAGUGAAGAAGAGACAACCCCUGCUGCUCCUGUGAAUGUGACUCCCAAUCCUCACACCAAAAAUGCCAUUCCACAAGACUCAAAGCAACAAAGCACUGCUAGAGCAAAUUCAGAAAACUUACACACCUCCCAGGAUGAUAGUUCACAAUCCAAGCCACCCCAAGCCAGCCCAGGUGUACCACAGCCAAGUCUCAGCCCGUCAAAGCCGCCGCUGAUUGAAAUUGAUGUGGUGGGAGGAUAUCGUAACAUGCCUAGUUAUGAUAGUGAGACAGAGGAUUCGGAAGAGGACUCUGACAGCUCCUCAUCUUCUAGCUCCUCUCUGUCCUCCUCCUCAUCAUCAUCAUUAUGCUCUUUGUCACCUGUCAAGAAGCCUCAGAGAGUACCACAGACUCCAAGAGAGCCACCUCAGAGAAAGAAAAAUAAGAUGCUCACCCCAGGGGAGCUCACUCUGGAUGAUCUGCCACCUAUCCAGGACCUGAAGAUCACCAUCUCACCAGAGGAAAGCAAGCUGGUGGGCACAGUGCACAGUGUGGUGAUGCAGCAGGUGGUGGUGGAGAGCUUCCCUGGCAUCCCUGCACUGGACCUGGACUCGGUGCUGUUUGUUGGUCCAGAGAGGCAGUCCCUUGGCCAAGUGUUUGACGUGUUUGGUCCUGUGACGCAGCCGCUUUACGUGGUUCGUUUUAACUCAGCAGAGGAUGCAACCCAGAGUGGGGCAAAGCUGGGGGAAGAGGUGUUCUUUGCACCUUCCUCAAAUGAACACACCCACUAUGUUGAGGUGGAGGAGCUGCUGAGGUGUCGUGGAAGUGAUGCUUCUGGACUGCAAGGAAAUGAACUUGCUCCUGGAGAGAUCUCAGAUUUCUCCGAUGAUGAAGAAGAAGCUCGUGCGCGUCGCCGCAACCGUUCCCGCAAUGCUGGCUCAAGGACUAAUAAUAACAACAGCAACAAUAACAACAGCAACAACAACAAUAAUGGAAACACCAGCUGGGAUUCACAGCCGCACAGGAAGAGACAUCGAGGACCAAACCACAACCCGUUCCGUCUCCACUCCUCCAACCAUCCAACCUCCAUGCCACCCCCCACCCACUUUUUCAGUCCCCCUCCAUUUACUGCACAACCCCCUCCAACACAAUGCAUGGCCCCACCUUCUCCACAUCCUAAUCUUCCAUCUCAAGGGCCAUUCCCACAGCCACCCCCACCUCCCUUCCACAGCGGACUGCCACCUCCAUCACAGUUUAGCAGUGAGCCUCCCCUACCACCCCAUCACAGAGGAGAGGCAGGGUUUGGAUGUAUGCCCCCACCUCCAGCAGGACAUCCUCACCAUCAUCCUCCUCCUCCUCCUCCCCCACCACCACCUCCACCUCCUCCAACCCCUCAGUGGGGAGAAAAUGUAGUGUUUGGUGGAGAAUCUGGAUUUGGGAGGGAAUUUUUAUCUCCGCAUCCUCCACCCAAUCCCUCCAUGAUGCCACCUCCACCACCCCCACAGCAGGGAGGAUGGGGUAUGCCUCCACAUUUUCCUUCACACAAUAUGUUUUCUGUUCCUCCCCCACCCCCAUCUCCCAUCCACAGCAUGACUCAUCCACCUCCCCAAGGCAUGUCGUUACCUCCACCUAACAUUCCAGGUCCUCCACCUUACCCACUAUCACAGCCUCACCCACACUGCUAGACCCAGAUCAUUGGUAGUCUUUAUCAUAUUGUAUCACUCCAUUACUUACAGCUCUUAUGUUGGCCUGUAUGAUUUCACUCCACCAGCUGGUAACUGCAAGUAGUGGAGCACGUUACACAGCAAUCACCCAUCAUGCUGAGGCUGACAAGUCACUGAACCCAUACAGGCAGCAUCUGACCAUUGGAGGGAUCAGAAGGAAUAGGUCAGUGUUUGCCUCAUUAGCAAGUAUUGGCUGACAGUGAGGGCUUCUGUUAACAGUCAGAUAUGAUAUCACCAUUAUUUUCUAAUUUUUGUUGCUAGCAAUGCCUGUAUAAAAAAGAAUAAAUAAAUAAAAUAAUAACUAAUAAUAAUAAUAAUAUGUAGUAGUAGUAGUAAUGAUAAUAAGAUGGAUAUGCCCUUUGUGUCCCAUUGACAACAUUUGAAGCCAGUCAUUCACAGGUGAUCAUUUAUGAAGGAAGUGGAUGCUUCAGUACUCAUACUGGGUGAUGGAUGAUCAAAAAGAAACAAUCCAGUUUUAGAAGACCAAAGAAAUCAAAGUCUACAUGUACAUUUAUUUGUAUUAUACAAUGUAUGUUAAUGUUUGUGAAAUUGUACAUGCAGAUGUUGUUUGUAAGGUGUGGUUGAUUUAGGUUAUGUAUUGUUUACUGCCUAAUGCAUUUCCUACCAUUACUAUGAUAGGCUUCUGAUAUCAGGAGGUCCUGGCAAAUAACUUUAUUUAUCAAUGGUUUAGUGUUAAAAGAUGAAACUUUUGUGUAAGAAAUACUGGAGAGAGCAGAUGGAGAGAAAGGGAAGCAGUUUGUAUCCAAUAUUUAUUGAUGCAGUACACAGUAUGGCUGGCUGGACCUGUAUGGUAGCUACUGUCCCGGUAUUCAACCACACAUUCUUUUCUAAUGCCAUGUUUGUUGUGUAAUAUAUAUAUAUAUAUAUAUAUAUAUAUAUAUAUAUAUAUAUAUAUAUAUAUAUAUAUAUAUAUAUAUAUAUAAUUUUUUUUUUUUCUAUGUUGCAUCUUGUGAAGUUAUGCUAUUUAGAAGUGAAUAGCUGGUCUUCCAGGCCUUGUGAUAUUGUCAGUUGAAUAACAAUAAUUAUAUAUGGCCGAUACUUUUCAGAUUGAAAAAGACGUGCAGAAACAUUGGUUAUUUUAAUUUGUUUAAUGGUUGCCACAUAAAAAAAAAAAAAAACAGACAUAUACCAUAACCUGGUUAAGACAUUCUGCAUCAAAAUGAUGCCUGGUGUUGGUCAAAUAUGACCAAUGAAACUUGCUGAAUGAUACUCUCUGUACAUAAGGCGGCUAUAAACUGAAAUGAAGUGUC